CUUCUUCUUCCUUCGCCGUCGACUCGUCCUCCUCCUCCAACGAGCUCUUCUUUGCUAAAGCCAAAACUUUUAACCUACAGAAGAAAAUGAAAGAUGGUCACUGCACAGUCGUACGUUUUGAUUACGGAGGAUAUUAUUCAAAGAACGGAAACGAUGUAGGAUGGAAUCGAAAAGAAGAUCGGGUUUAUACACUAGUGAUGAAAGGAUUAUUCGAGGAGUUCACUUAUUCAGGGUUGGUUAAUAGAAUAUGCAAGAAGAUUAUGUUAGACGAAGCUACUACCGCAAUGUUGAGGUUAAGUUACAUUCCGUUGCUUGAGGAUCCUAAGAGGCAAACGUAUAUCUUGGAUGAUGAAGAUGUUCUAGGAUAUUUAAUGGAAGGAGAUCAGAAUCAGCGUAGAGAUGUUUUGCAUGUAGAACUCGUCGAAGGUGUUGAACAGAACCAGAGCUGUGGUGAGCAAGUUUCGAGAGAGGACGGAAGAAGUGGAAUUGAUGUAAGGAAUGAUGAGUUUCCUAGUGGUUCUAGAGUUAAUGAUGGUAACGCAGGAUUUGAACCACAGGGACAGUAUGCGCCGUUGGAUAACAAUGACCCGUGUGACGAUGUUGCGUACAUGGAUAACUCUGGUAUAUUUGUUGAUGUUGAUAGUACACCUGAUGUACGAGGGGAUGAGGUUGUAAAUCUUGAAUGGGAAGAUGGUAUUGGUUUGAGUAUAGGUCAAGAAUUUGAGAGUAAGCAGGCAGUUCAAGAUGUAGUUGACGGAGCUAUAAUUCGAAACUGUUUUGAGGUUGCUACGUUCAAGUCAUCGACUAGAUUAUACGUGUUGAAAUGUCGUGAUAGUCGUUGCAAAUGGUAUCUACGAGUGUCGAUGCUUAAGAAUUCGGAUCGUUUCUCUGUUAGAACUUAUAACAAGAUGCAUACAUGCUCUCGGUUAACGACAGGUACAAGAAGAGAUAAAAGAAUAGGGACACCACAGUUAGUUGCAUCUGUUUUGCGUGAUAACUAUCAUGGUGAACUCAACUCUCUUAAACCGAAAAAUCUCAUAAGUUUGGUUGAAGAAAGACUUGGUGUUAAGGUUUCAUACUCUACCGCUUUGAGAGGGAAAAAACAAGCUGCUAAUGAUGUGCAGGCUGAUUUACAUACUCAGUGAGAUUAGAGAAAAAAAUUCAGCGUUCGCGUAAGUUCCUGAUCAUGUAUCUGUUAACUUUUAUUUUGUUCUGUGUCAGAAAAAUUCUAGUUUAAUUAAUUGCUUGCUAAUGAGCUCAAUCAGAACAAUAGAAUGCAUAUACAUUUUGUUCUCUUUUGAUCAAUAACAAAACGUUUGGGACUUGGUUAUAAAAAGAAAUGACUUCACUAACUGUAUAGUCCUGCAAAGUUGAAGAUGAGAUUUGCGGUAGAGGGAUGAAGAAAAUAUCAAUCCUUUCUGCUGUCAUUAUUUACCUUAGAUCCUUCCAAAUAGCUAGCAAUCAAAUUGUGAGAUGAUUAACACAGCGUUUAAGAGCAACAUCGCAGUCUAAAGCGCACAGCCUUAUCCGCAGGCUU
This is a messenger RNA of Camelina sativa (false flax), 1537 nucleotides long. RefSeq lists its product as uncharacterized. The record is from RefSeq and is a predicted model, not a curated record. Lineage: Eukaryota; Viridiplantae; Streptophyta; Magnoliopsida; Brassicales; Brassicaceae.